Laetiporus sulphureus 93-53 is the source of this 3351-nucleotide messenger RNA. RefSeq lists its product as uncharacterized. The transcript has 2 exons. Gene Ontology annotation, biological process: chromatin remodeling. Bases 1 to 3351 code for a protein of 1116 amino acids. The record is from RefSeq and is a predicted model, not a curated record. NCBI's taxonomy places the organism in Eukaryota, Fungi, Basidiomycota, Agaricomycetes, Polyporales, Laetiporaceae. Gene Ontology annotation, cellular component: cytoplasm.
AUGUUUACUCUGCAAAGCGAGGAUAGCUCCCAAGCUACGUUCCGGCGGCUCAAGGUUUCUUGCGUACCACUACUUGGAAACUCCCUACUAACUCCCUCCUCGAUAUCGACAGUCUCCAAGCUUCUUACCGAUCUAAUUGCGACUUUGCACGAUGUGCAGUCUGUUGGCCAUGUCCUGCGACCCGCAGUCAUCUCCUACGUGUUCUUCCCCUUAUCCUCCAUUCUAAGGCGUAAUGCCCUCUCCACUAUUCCAGACCAAGUCAUUGAGAAGAUCCUGAUAAUCCUUGGAAUCUUAUGUGAGAGUUGGUGGUGGCACUUCGACGAGACUAUCUGGGAGCAGAUCUUCAUGUUAUGCGGUGCCAUCCUUGGAGGAAUAGACAGCAAAGGAAAGGGAAAAACACGGGAUGAUGAGACGAAGGAAGCUGCCGCAUCUUGCUUGUGGGUGCUUCUACGAGACCGAUCGCCCGAAGAAGAUCCCUUGGGUGAAAUUCAGCCUCCCCGUGCGGCGUCGAUAUCUGCAAAGUUCCGGUCUCAUGCGCAAACAAUGACAUUCAUCCCUGUCCUUGGCCAAACGCUCAACUCCCUGUUAUCGACUUCCGAGUCCGUGCAUCUCCCGCUCCAACGGACGUCGCUCAAAGUCUUGGCUAUACUCGUCGAAGAGUACCUUCCAGAGGACUUCGUGCCAUCCGUGCUGCCCGGCGUUGUCAGUACAACCAGCAAGGUUGCGCUCGGAAUUGGGGUUACGAAAGGCUGGGCGAAUGGAGAGAUUGUGGCUGCAGCACUGCUUGUCAUGCGAACUGUCAUACUGAGGUCAGCCGGAGACGCUGUCUGCGUCAGACACGGUGCCGUCAAGGGAAUCAACGACUUGGAAGAUCUCGCUAACUUAACGGACACGUCGGACACACAACCCUCAUCGACCUCACGCGCUUCACCAUAUGCCACUCUGCGUACUCCUAGUUGGCUGCGAGGCACCGCGUCUCAAUUGCACAUUUCCAUGAAUGCUCUCACACCAUUAGUAAACCAUCCGACCCCUGCAGCUCUUCUAGCUCUGUCUACCUUCUCAGAGACCGUCCUGUCGGCGACAACUCUUACCGUGCCUCAGUCUCAGCCGCUUCUUUUGUCCAUACUUCUCUCCCUUUCCCGCUCAUCGUUCCCCACAGUCGCUGAUCGGUCCCGAGAAGGCCUCCGACGGCUACUCAUGCCAUCGAGCAGCUCGAAGCACGCCCUUCUGCUAGUUAUGAUGCAAGUCUCGAGAGAUAGCCUGGCCUCCCUGCCUCGUUUGAUCCAAAUGCACGCCGAUCAAAAAGUAGAGCACAUUGCUGGCCUUAUCGAAAGCGUUUGCCGUCUCGGAACCACAGAAAAUGACACGGAACCUGGCAUCCCUGCCAUUGCUUCGGGUGUGGGCAAGCUCCUCGGGCCCACCGGCGGCAUUGAGAAAUGGGGUUGGAGUUUGCUGUCAGUACUUGAACUAGUCGAUCCGCCCGCUAUGGUGACCAGCGCAGCUGUGACGUCUUUGCUGCUUGAGUCCGACUCGGGCUCUGUUGAUUGGGUUCCGUUCCCGGAGCUUCCACUUAGGCAUGUUGUCCAGCAAGGGGCGCAUCUCACGCUCGAGCAAAUGUUCCGCUCGAUGGGCCUUGCGGCUGGCCAAGACUGUUUGUUCGCAGUGGAUUGGUUUCUGACCGUGGGUCAGAGCGGACGUAGUCGGCGGGCUGUGGCCGCGCUGUGGUGCGCAUGUAGACUCUUGGAAGGUGUCGGACGGGUGUCCCUUACAGAUCAAGAUGCGCAGAAUCUGCCAUUGGUCCCAAGGAACAAGAGGCUGGAAAAGCUCGCGCGGGGUCUUUCAAGACAAUUAUGCGAAUCGUGGAUGGAUGUGGACGAGGAGCUGCCUCAGCAACAAGGGACAGAUUCGAAGGAGGCAGAAGACGGUGUCAUGGUCGAGCACGUCAGAGGUCUAGUCAACAUCCGUGCAGUGGGCAAUUAUCGGCCGGCCAGCUUUCGUCCGCCUGCUUCACAGCCUCUGUUAUACCAGGCCAUUUGUCUUCAACUCUUGUCCAUAACGGCGGGCAUACUCGAGGCUAGGUUCGCGCCCCUUCUACUUUACACGCUGUACCCUGUCCUGCGCUCGAUCGUCUCUGAGUCCUCCCUUGUCUCUGCCACUGGGUUGGCAGCGCUGCUUUACAUCACUCGCAGCACGUCCUACGCUUCUCCAGCGAAUUUGUUGCUCUCCAACUUCGACUAUGUGCUCGAUGCUGUCUCACAUCGCUUGAGCCGCCGAUGGCUGGAUGUAGACGCAACCAAAGUGUUGGUGAUUCUGGUCCGAUUGGUCGGCCCUGACGUCGUCCAGAAGGCAGGAGAUGUUGUCGAAGAAUGCUUCGACCGUCUCGACGAGUAUCACGGAUAUGAAGUUAUUGUUGACGGGCUCAUUGAGGUGUUGACGGAAGUCGUUAAAGUGGUGGAAGACGUCGAAGGUCAUCGGACCGUCCAGCCUGUCAGAUUCGACGGUCGGACGAAUGCAACAAACAAUACUGAUGCCCUCCAGGCGUUCAUGGACUGGAUUCAUCACAGACAUGAGCAUGUUCCUGUCGAAGAGGAAGAGACAGCGGAUACUGUCGGCGAAAAGGGGCCGGGCGUGGAGCCGGAGCCGGAGCCGGAACUACCAGAAACGCCCUCUCAAACCCUGACAAAGCAGAUCGUUUCGCGGUCGCUUUACUUCCUCACGCAUAGCUCCCCCUUAAUUCGGGCUCGGAUCCUUCUGAUGCUCAGCGCUGCCGUCCCCGUGUUGCCUGAGUCAGCGCUACUUCCGUCUAUUCACCACGCGUGGCCAUUUAUCCUGAAUCGGUUCGCCGAUCAGGAGCCGUUUGUGGUGAGCGCUGCAGCGUCCUUGGUGGAAUCACUUGCCAUCCACGUCGGGAGUUUCAUGUAUCGCAGAAUAUGGGAUGACAUAUGGCCGCGUUUUCGCGUAACUUUGCAGAGGUUGGCCAGCGCCGACGCCGGUAGCGCGCUAGCGAGACGGGGACCUGGCGCCGUAGGCACGGAGUCAGCGUAUACGUACUCUCAUCGGCUAUACAGGUCCGUGCUGAGGACCAUGACGGCCGCGGUCAGAGAAGUGCAGCCUCAGGACUCUGCGAUAUGGGAAGUCAUCUUGCUGUGCAGGCGCUUCCUGCACAUUCAGGCGCACGAGGAGUUGCAGGCGUGCGCUCUGGAUCUGUAUAGGGCCAUUAGCUUGAAUAAUGAAGACGCUGUGUGGUUAGCUUUGUCUGCCACCGAAGGACAGAUUGAUGGCUCUGUGGAGUUCUUGAAGGAGACGAAGUGGGAUAUACGUCAAAAUGCAGGUAUUCUAUUCUCAUCGUAG